This is a messenger RNA of Meloidogyne enterolobii, 777 nucleotides long. The record is from the annotation of a GenBank genome assembly. NCBI's taxonomy places the organism in Eukaryota, Metazoa, Nematoda, Chromadorea, Rhabditida, Meloidogynidae.
UUCUGGAAAAAAGUUUCGGUUCAGUUUACUUUAUGAUCCCAAAAAUCCGCAAGUUUUGUCCGUAAGUAAAUUUGAAGUAAUGGCACAAGAACCUAAAACUCCGUGGUCGAGAUGGGAUCUUCCUUAUUCAGACCCAGCUCAACAGACAGACCAUUUAACAGAUAAGGAAAGAGAAUUACAACUAUUUGACCCAUCCUAUUCAAACUCGGCUUCAGGCCCUCCAAACGAUGCAACAUUCGAAACCAUAAAAGACGCAACUUUAGUAACAAAAGAAAUUAAUGAACAUGAUCCAUCAUUUUAUAAUUGCAUUUAUGGAAUUCCAGACAGCGUACAACAGGUUAUACAAGAGUGUCAUAUCGAUGUUGAUUGUUGUGAAAAGACUUGUUGUGAUUCCAAUUGGAGAUCAAAAUACACACUUGUUAUUGGCCUCUUAGCUCUAUUUUGUCUUCUCGUUUUAAUUUCUCUAAUAGUUUGGCUAAUUGUUUGGCUAAUAAAUCGUGGAAAGGACAAAAAACAAAGGCAAGAAAUUGAAGAUGAAAAUAAUAUUAAUAAUCAAAACCCUCCAAAUCAUUUAAAUAUUGACACUUUGGAAAGCAGAAUUUAUUAAAAAUUUAAUUAAAAAAUAAUAAUCUCAAGAAAAAAUAUUUUUUUUUGAAUUUUUUGAAAAAUGAGGUGACCAAUCUUGCAGAGAUUUUCCCCUUAUUUUCCCCUUAAUGUAGGAAAAAUCUGCAAAUUAGAAACUUCAAUUUCAAGAAUUUUUUUGCUCAACUUAACAAA